Vitis riparia (riverbank grape) is the source of this 1353-nucleotide messenger RNA. Its product is annotated as GDSL esterase/lipase At5g45910-like. NCBI's taxonomy places the organism in Eukaryota, Viridiplantae, Streptophyta, Magnoliopsida, Vitales, Vitaceae. Gene Ontology annotation, molecular function: hydrolase activity, acting on ester bonds. The coding region runs from base 67 to 1161 and encodes 364 amino acids. The transcript has 5 exons. The record is from RefSeq and is a predicted model, not a curated record.
CAAGGCCUUCCGAUAUUUAAUCACAAACCAAACUCCACAUCUUCCAUUGAUUCAACACCAUUCACUAUGAGAUUUUCUUUCCUCAUCCCCUUCCUUUUCAUUUUAUGUCGCUUCAGUACUGUGUCAACAUGUGACAAGCGGUAUGAGUCCAUUUUUAGCUUCGGUGACUCUCUAGCCGACACCGGAAAUUUCCUUCUCUCUGGGGCCCUUGCUUUUCCUGUCAUCAGAGAGCUACCUUACGGAGAAACCUUCUUUAGACAUGCAACAGGUCGGUGCUCUGAUGGACGUCUGAUAGUGGACUUCAUAGCUGAGGCUUUUGGGAUUCCAUACCUGCCGCCCUAUCUAUCACUUGGCAAGGGCAAGUCUUUCCGUCAUGGAGUAAAUUUUGCUGUUGCUGGAGCUACUGCAUUGGACCCAGAAUUCUUCUACCACCAAAAACUUGGUCGGAUCUUGUGGACAAACAAUUCAUUGAGCAUCCAGCUUGGCUGGUUUAAGAAGCUAAAACCCUCCAUUUGCACCACUAAAAAGGGCUGUGAUAAUUUCUUCCGGAAAUCGAUAUUUCUGGUGGGAGAGAUCGGUGGAAAUGACUACAACUACCCAUUCUUUGUCGGUGGAAGCAUUAAACAAGUUCAAGCUUUAGUGCCUCUGGUUGUUGAAGCAAUUACUAAGGCUGCCAGUAUGUUGAUAGAGGAAGGUGCGGUGACGCUUAUGGUUCCUGGAAACUUUCCAAUUGGGUGCUCGGCGGUGUACCUGACUAUAUUCCGAAGCCCCAACAAAGCUGAUUAUGAUGAAAAUAAUGGGUGUUUAAAGGCAUUCAAUGCUUUCGCUCAGUAUCACAACACUCAUCUCAAGCUGGCUUUGGAUAAACUUGGACUGAAGUACCCGCAUGCCAAGAUCAUUUAUGCUGACUACUACAAUGCUGCUAUGCCUCUUUUUCAAUCUCCUCGAUCAUUUGGAUUUUAUAAUGGGGCCCUAAGAGCUUGUUGUGGUGGAGGUGGACCAUACAAUUUCAAUAAUUCAGCAAGGUGUGGUCAUAUUGGCUCCAAAGCAUGCAAUGAUCCUUCAAGUUAUGCAAACUGGGAUGGAAUUCACUUGACAGAAGGAGCUUACAAGAUUAUUGCCACUAGUUUGAUCAAUAUCUCUUUUUCUUCUCCUCCUUGAGACAGUUCUCUGAGCUGUGAUAUAAUCACCAUGAAUAAAAUGGUAUCUAUGUGUGCACUCCAUGAAAUUGGGAUUGCUAAACAGCACACAAGUAGUUCUUACUCUUUAUUUGUAUGUAACUUGAAGUGAGUUCAUUUUCAUUCAACUAGAUGAGCUUCUGUUCUUCUACGAUAUGAGGUUUUGUUGGAAUUA